Molecule: messenger RNA, 2001 nt
Organism: Anopheles nili
Lineage: Eukaryota; Metazoa; Arthropoda; Insecta; Diptera; Culicidae
Product: serendipity locus protein alpha-like
Exons: 4
Coding region: 1-2001 (666 amino acids)
Biological process (GO): cellularization; cell-cell adhesion; cell migration
Cellular component (GO): cytoplasm; catenin complex; adherens junction
Molecular function (GO): beta-catenin binding; actin filament binding
Source: RefSeq, a predicted model, not a curated record
AUGGUUCCAGAAUUUCUGGAGUGCAUAGAAACGGCACAGGACAUCCUCUACCAAGGGUUUAUAGCUUCUGAGCAGAGUGGAAUCAAAUGGCUUGAUACCGUUUGCGCCGAGUUGCAUCGUCUCUUGCGCAUAGUGCACAAAUAUCUCAUCUUCGAUGGAGACGGACACGUGGGGACGCUUGAAACGUGCUUCUUGUGCAUCUCACAGAUCGUAACCUGUAUUCGAUGGCUAGAGAAAACGAUAACGCUAGAAUCGCAAUCGGAACCACAACUAGGACUCCCUCAAACGAGGCAAUGCUUUCUGGACAGAAUAAUUUGGUGCUUAGGGCGUUUAAAGGACGUGCUGGAAAAUGACGGUCCCUAUGAAAGCGUGACAGAUUCAAACUUUGUGAGCUAUUUAGAUCUUGCUCUUAACUUGAUCAGCCCUCUAACCGUUGCCAGCGAGGAAGGAUGUGUCGAGGAUGACUAUGAGAGAAAAUACGAUGAAGUCAUAGUGCAAAGCGGUCGCAUACGAUCGGUCGUUGAAGCUCUGAUAUCUCAAACGUUCGGCUUUUGCAACGUGCUCCCCGAAGAAGACAGGAAACUCGUAACUAGCUUUUGCCAAAAAGUUCUCAAAGAAUGUCUGGGAUUAGAGCGGGAAAGCAGCGAGAAGGAUUCCAGCAAUAAGAAACUGCGUGUUAGUGUUUUAGAGAGCGCUAUCUAUCAGCUGGAGAUUCACGUGAACGAAUGCCUUUUGCGGCUUGUAUACGACACAUUUGGUGAUACCGACGGGCGCAUACUGUCCGAACUGAGGGCAAAGAUGACCUCUAGCGUGUCCGAGGAUGAAAUGGACGAGCUUACUAAACCCUUCGACACUUUCGUCGAACGCUUGAUGCAAAUAGGCUUGUUUGCUAUUUCGUACGCUGACAACCUGAAAGUAUCAUCCGCCAUCCGUAGCUGUUUGGCAUCGAUCGAAGCGCUGGACUCAUACCUCAUUCCUUCGCUCUAUUUGAAAACGGACGACAACACGAUGCUGCUGGAAAGGCACUGGCUAGAAGAAACCGCCAACUUAUGCCACCACGUGCAUAAAAUUAUCGACAGUAACGCGUUCGCGUUGGCUCUGAUUGAGCAGAUCGAUGCCAAACUGGACACAUUUCGGGAAUGUUUUGACCUCACACAGGCGCUCGAAAUGGUACGCAAGGUGGAAAUUUUUCAGCAACAUCUGGACACGAACUCCUCCGAGAUGAAGCUCGAGGACGAACUGCUGCAUAUCCAUUUAGCCGAUUAUCGAACAAUGGUGCUGGAGUGUCGGGCGAUCGUUACGUGCGCCGAACGAGAUGCAACUAUCGCAUCGUCUCGCAUAAUCAAACGCUUCAGGGUUUUGUUGGGAAAAUUGCGUAAAAUUCAAGCGGCCAUCAGUAAUAACAAAUCUGCGAAAGAAGCGCUCUCGAACAACGCCGAUACUUGCAAAUGGGAAACCGCUUCACUGCCGGGUUGCUCUCCAAAACAGCAGGAAGUGGAAGCUUGUGUCCAGGAGCUGUUUUCGGUAAGCCAGGGUCGCUUAUCCGCCACUAACAUUCUCUAUCGUAGCCGCCGUGGGGAACCCGCAAAAAGUAGGUUGGAGGCGUCGUCUUUGCUGGAAAUUAAUACGUUCACCGAUAUCAUGAAUCACCGACGAAAACGUGCCGAAACGACUCCUGAAAAAGGUUCAAUUAGGAAAAAGCCGUUACGCAGAAACAGCCUCAGAAUAGCGAUGUUUAAAAAGCAACAACGCAUCCAGACAGCCGAGAUGUACGAGAGCAUUAAAAGUGAUGUAGAUUUGCAGAUCACAAAAAUACUCGACGAACUUACGGACUUAUCUCAUACGUUCUCACAAGCAGUGUCAUCAGAAAAGACUGCAUCUGAAACUCCACCGUCUUCGAUGGUGGAUGCAAUGACGAUUGAUCGUAAAUCUAUCACCAAUGAGGAGAUAGCAAUAGCAGAUAAUCAUAAGAUAAGAAUUAACAUAUACACUGAGCUGUAG